AUGGACGAUCCUUCGACACUGAUCCAGGCAUCUUGGGAGCGGCGUCGGGCUUGGCUGAGGCAGGGCCGGCGCCGGCGGCCCCGGGGGCUGGAGGCGGAGGAGGAAGAAGACGCGAGAGCAGGGGAAACUGCAGAGAUUCCCGGGGAGCCCGAAGAGGAGCCCCCACUGCAGGAUGAUGUCUUCGAGGAAGGGAACCCCUCCCUCCAGAUGGUGGACUGGCUGCGGAACUGCCGGUCCUCGGAGGAGGGGGCAGAGGAGGAGUCCAGCCUGUCAAUAACCGACGGGUUCUACAGAACGGCGACCAGUUUGGACGAUGAUCUGACCGUGGGAGCUGAAGGGAUGCUGUUAGCAGCCAACGGGAAACUUUUCCCCAGAAGUUUCCUAAAUCCGUUCGCCAGUUUCCCCGGCGCAGCCCCCAGCAGGGGUCGCUUGGCCCGCAUGGUGCAGGAGACGAUGGGCUGGGCUCGGGAGGAAGAGUUCUGUGAAGGGGUCAAGGCCAGAAACGACCCCACAGAGGAGAGGGAGACAGCGGGGAGGUGUAACAUGGGAACGGCUGGGUUUGAGGGGCUGUGGAGAGGCUCGGAGGUCUCUUAA
This is a messenger RNA of Tachyglossus aculeatus (Australian echidna), 594 nucleotides long. RefSeq names its product protein TESPA1-like. The record is from RefSeq and is a predicted model, not a curated record. The transcript has 8 exons. The coding region runs from base 1 to 594 and encodes 197 amino acids. NCBI's taxonomy places the organism in Eukaryota, Metazoa, Chordata, Mammalia, Monotremata, Tachyglossidae.